This is a messenger RNA of Cololabis saira (Pacific saury), 4029 nucleotides long. RefSeq names its product proline, glutamate and leucine rich protein 1 (gene pelp1). The record is from RefSeq and is a predicted model, not a curated record. Gene Ontology annotation, biological process: rRNA processing. The coding region runs from base 1 to 3744 and encodes 1247 amino acids. Gene Ontology annotation, cellular component: nucleus. Lineage: Eukaryota; Metazoa; Chordata; Actinopteri; Beloniformes; Belonidae. The transcript has 20 exons.
AUGGCGUCGUCUUGGAUGCAUGUUCCAUCUGCUACUCGAUUCACAGAGGAUUUAGUCAUCUUUCUAAAAGAACAGCGUCCAGAGUAUUUGCCUGAUGUGUUGGCUAACUACAGGCAGCACGGCGUGUUCCCGACUCAGGGCUCCAGCGACGUCGCGGGUCUGGUCGGUUUCAGCAACGCUAAACUGAGUUCCAGCAAGACCAGGUUUGAGGGACUGUGUCUCCUAUCCAUGCUGGUCAAAGACAGCUCUAGUGAUCUGUUCCAGCAGCACUGCGUCUCCUGGCUGCGCUCUCUGCAACAGAUUAUACAGUCUCAGGCUCCGAUCCAGACCAUCUGGCUGACUGUGAACAUUCUGAAAGAUGUUCUGCACUAUUCCUGCCAUCUACCAGAGGUGGCUAGAGAGGUCGGGAUGAACUCCAUCCUGGGCCUGCUCACGUCUCUGCUGGGACUCAAGAGAGAGUGUGAGCUUGCAGCUAUGGAGGGGAUGAUCGCCUGCAUGGUUUACUACCCCAGAGCCUGUGCUUCCCUUAAGGACAAACUGGGAGCCUAUUUUCUCUCUAAAAUGGACAGCACAAACGGGAAAGCACAGGAGAUGGCGUGCCAGUGUUACAGUCAUCUUCCGUGUCUGGGGGGAAUGUUGGGGAGUGUUGGUGUGGGCAGAGGAGAGGGCUGGACCUAUCAGAUCCACUGCCUGCUCGCCUCGGCCAAUAGUUUACUGGCUCAGCUCUACCAAGGGGCGGAAACAGACGUAGCUGUGCAUUAUCAGGGUCCGGGCGUGGAGCUGGCCUUCCCUCAGCUGGACCAGACAGAUCCACACCUCUACCUGCAGGUCCAGAACAGAUACACUGCUGUCUGCCGGGCCAUUAAACACACGCUCGGAGUGGAUCCUGGCUCAGCUGUUCAUCUUCCUGUCAGACUGCUGCUCAACAUGGUGUGCCGGGCCCUCGCCGUCACCUCCAAGAACAUGAAUUUGUCAGCAGAUGGAAGUUUGAGGGUGCUGGUCCUCCCCAGUAUACACACCAGUACUUUGGAGGUUUUGUCAGAUCUUAUUACAGUAGUUCGUAGCGGCAUGGUUCAGUACGCUGCUGUUAUACAACGGCUGUUUUCUCAAACUCUCUCUGCCUGGACACCUCAACCUGAAACCAGCGUGGGGCAGCAGAGAGCUUACAGCUUGGUGAGGGUAUCUGUGUACCGAACAUUAGAAUUGUGGGUUCAAGUGGGUGGAGCCUCUGCCAGCAUCCUCCAGGGAACCCCCGGCCACGCAGAACUGCUGUUCAGCCACCUGCUGGGUGACAUCACACCAGGGGCAGAUUCCAUUAAGCUCCGGGCAGGGCUGUGCGUGGACGUGGUUCCCGGAGGGAAACCCGGCCCUCGGAGGACGAAGCAGCUGGUGAUGGCAGAUGCAGUGGGGCCGUCACUUCUGAGUAAAGGAGAGCUUCUGUCCAAUCAAGAUACAUGUGUUUCAGCUCUUAGAGCACUGAGACAGAUCAUCCAGACCAGUGGUACGCUGCUAAAGGAAGAUGUGCACAAGCGACUCCAUGAAGUGGUGUUGCCACUGUGUGUGCGUUUGCAGCAGCAGCAGUCCAGUAGCAGCGCAUAUGAAUCUGCAGGGGGCAUCAGUGGGCAGUUCAGCAGUGCUCUGACUAGGAGAGAGCUGUACAGAUUACUCCUGGCUCUGGUCCUGAACCCGUCACCGUAUUGGCCUCCACCUCUGACCUGUGCUGUGUCUAUCUUCAGUAACGGACGCAUCGACCACAGCCUCAAGGUUUCUUCAUUCUGUGCCGAGGCCCAGACCAUCUGCAACUCGAUGCUUCAUCCACGCACGCCCUCCAUCGGCCUCCCUCUACCCCCCCUCACCCUGAAACCCACCAGCAUUCCUUCAGUCCUCUCCUCUCAGGGCUCUGCCCCUCGAUUAACGUUACCAACCCUCCUAGGAGGUCCUGCCCCCGGUCCUCCCUUCCCUACCCGCCACUCCCUGGGCCUGGGCCCUACGUCUCUGCUGGGAUCUCUGGAGAACCACCUCUCCCUGGUUCCAGGACUGCCGGGCCAGGCCCCGACUCCAGGAGACCUGAUGCUUCCCCCUCACUCGCACCAUCAGCAGGAUCCCGCUGGCCUCGGUCCCCCAGAGGGGCAGAGACCCGUGUUUGUCCGCUACGACAAAGAGGAAGCAGAUGACGUAGAGAUAUCGCUGGCGAGCGACUCGGACGACAGCGUGGUCAUCGUUCCUCCCGGGAUGCUGGACAUGGAGAACAAGCAGGACGACACGGCCAACUCUCAAAACAUGCUUUCUGCUUCAACCAGCGGGGCUGGGGUCGUGUUGCCAGGGGGAGAUUCCGUCACCACAGACCCCACCACGGCAGCAGCAGCAGCAACCAACGUAGCAUCUUUCCCCGACGACCUCACCACUCCCACCAACCCCAUCAACGCCUUCCCUUCCUCCAGCGCCUCGGUGGUUUCCCUGGUUCCAUCCUUGAAUUCCAGCACGGCCUCCGAUCCCCUGGGGGGUCUGGGGGACUCGUUGUCUGGAAAACCUCAGCUCCAGCAGAUGCUGAUGCAGCCCCCUAACGCGGACCAAACCGCGUCGCUGACGCUGCCGCCGCACCAGGUGCACCAGCUGCAGAACCAGCUGAGUCAGCAGGGACGCAGUCUCCAACACCCGCCCGCACCGGCCAGCAACGAAGAGUCCACCAUCAUCAACAUCAACAGCACCGACGAGGAGGAGGAAGACGAGGACGAUAUGGACGACGAUGAAGAGCUGGAAGAAGAGGAAGAGGAGGAAGACGGGCUGGAUGAGGACGAAGAAGACGAGGAGGAAGAAGAAGAAGGGAGCGAUGAGUUUUACGUCGGGGAGGAGUACGAGGACUUUGAAGAAGAGGGUGAAGAACUUGAGGAAGAAGAAGAGGAGGAUGGAGACAUGCCGCCACUGGAGGGGGCGGAGGAGAAGUCAGGAGAUGUGGAGAUAGAAGAGGGGAACGUGAUCCCAGCAGCGGCGGCGGACGGGGAAGGGAUGGCUGGGUGUAGUGGGGAUGGAGAUACAGAAGGAGGGAUAGAGGAAGUUCAGACCAGCAGGACUCUGUUGAAGGUGCAGGAGGUGGAGAGCAUAGGAGUGUUGGAGGAGGAGCAGGAGGGGGAAGGAGAGGAGGAUGAGAAUGAAAGCAUGGACGAUCCCACCAUGCCACAGAUCCUGUGUGUGACUGGGGGAGCGCUGGAGGAGAGGGUGGAAACCAGUGACGAGGGGGCCGGGCCGGUCCGGGCCCUUCAACAGGAUAUGAGCUUAUGGGAACAAGGGGCCAAGGAAAUAGAGAUGGAAUUUGCUGCAGAGAAACACACAGCCAGUCAAAGUCAGCAGCAGGUGCCGGUGACUGAACCUGCACAGGAAGACGGUGUGAGAGAUCAGAAUCCAUCCAGUCAUCAGGACCAACACGCAGCAACCGCAGAUCAGGAAGUUUCAGUGGAGGAAAACACUGAAGAGUCAGGGCAGACAAGUGCUAAUGAGAGGGAUGCUAACAAAGCAGAACAAUCUAAGACUGAAGAAGGACAGGGAGGGGAAAAUGAUGGAGAAGAAAGAAAAGGAAUAAAGAGAAAGAGAGGUGAUGGGCCGAGAGAUCAAGAAGCUGAAAAAAGCACUGAGAAGAAAAAGCCGGAUGACAUGGUCUCCAUGUUGGCAGAUUUCGUCGCCUCUCCUCCUGAUGAAGAAGACGUUGCCUCAGGAUUGGACCGCUCAAACAUUUGCCCACAAGAAUAAAUGUGAUUGAAGUCGACAUAAUAGAUUGGUUUAUGUUACUUGAUCAGUUGUCACAUUUCCAAGGUUAAGUAACCUCAUCCUACGGCUUUGUCAUUCUUUACGUAAUCUGUUAUAAUUCACAGAGCUCAGAUUUAGACUUUGAAAAUAUUUCCAUUGUUCCUUUAUGUCAUGUUGAGUGUGGGAAUAUUGAAAGGGAUUUUUUUUCUUUACUUUGUUACAUCACCUGCCUUGUAACUGAAAAGACGUGGUUUUGCAUAGAAUAAAUAAAGCUGCAUGUUUUUUUUA